AUGAUCGGAGAGUACACGUUCGUGCAGAUGAAGUCGCUGUCCAUGGUGUAUGAGGACUGGCUCAGGUCCCAUGGGUUUGCGAGCAAGAUGGCCAGGUCGAGCCCGGAGUUCUCGCCCGAUUGGCCGAUGAUCUUGAUGGUCUCGCGCACGUCGUACGUCCAGAACCCGUUGAACAGAGUCGGGGUGCUCAGGACUGUUUUUCCGCAGCCACGGCUGUUUAGAACCAUGCACUCGAACUCGGGCAUUCUCGAGAAAAUGCACCGGAUGUACGACUCCGCAGACGAUCCAGAGAGACCGUGCAACCCAAGCAGAAUCGGCUUGGACGACUCGUCCAGCUCUUUCCUCUCGGCAGUAGUCAGAAGCCGAGUGGAUUUCGGCAGCACAGAAGUUUGGGGUUCUUUCAAACUCCCGUCCAGAAACUUAUCUUUGGAAAUCAUCCGGUCAAGGGACACCUGUGCUCCGUCGUCGAACGUUAGGAUCUCCCUUCCGAAAUAG
This is a messenger RNA of Ogataea philodendri, 495 nucleotides long. RefSeq lists its product as uncharacterized. Lineage: Eukaryota; Fungi; Ascomycota; Pichiomycetes; Pichiales; Pichiaceae. The record is from RefSeq and is a predicted model, not a curated record. The transcript is spliced from 2 exons. Bases 1 to 495 code for a protein of 164 amino acids.